AUGCAACGUGUCCAACAACUUCGUCCACUUCUUCCGAAAGGACACGUGUCAUAUUAUAAAGAUCAAAUAUUGGUAACCAAGGGUGAAGGACAAUUUCUGUUCGAUCAAAAUGGCAAAAAAUAUUUGGAUUUUUUCGGUGGAAUUGUCACUGUUUCAGUGGGACAUUGUCAUCCGUAAGAUUUUAUUUUGAGACUCCUACAGUAGUCUUUUCGCGGUGAGACACAACAACUAUAUUCUUGGAACGGCGAGAUCAAGUGCGCUCCACUAAGAACCGAGCAAUUGUUGGGCGGGAAAUUUGAAUUGUUCAAAUUAUUUUUUUUUGGGAAAUUUCUAAAUGCGCUCUAAUGAGAAUUUUUCUAAUAACUUUCAAAAUUAGAAUUUCAAGCGCGCUCCACUGAGAAUCGAGCGAUUUCUAGAGAAUAUGAAUUUCUGAAAAUAAGCGAAAAAACAUUAGUGAUUUCUUCAUAGGCGCAACAAUCAAAACACACAUGGGUCUCGCCGCGAACGAAAACUACUGUAGAAAAAUGAUUGUUUUUCUUUUUAUUUCGUACCAUCGUCUAAAUACGCCGUUUCAAAACAACUUUUUUGCAGAAAAGUCAACGCAGCUCUCCACGAACAAUCCAAAAAACUCUGGCACACCACAUCAAUUUAUCACACCGAGCCAAUAUACGAAUAUGCUCAAAAACUAACUGCAAAAUUCCCCGAUCCUCUAAAAGUCGUGUAUUUAGUGAAUUCCGGAUCGGAAGCAAAUGAUUUGGCGUUGGCUUUAGCGCGUAAUUAUACAGGAAGAUUUGAUGUGAUUUCAAUGCGAAAUGGAUAUCACGGUAUGACACAAACAGUUCUUGGCGCAACAAAUUUGGGAAAUUGGAAACCAGUCUAUCCACACGGAUUCAACAUUUUCAAAUCAUUGAAUGCCGAUCCUUAUCGUGGAAUUUUUGGAGGAGAUAAAUGUCGUGAUUCUCCAUGUCAAGUUCGAAAUCGAAAAUGUGCAUGCUCGCCAGGCAAAUGUGAAGCCGCGGAUAAAUAUAUUGAACAAUUUGAUGAGAUGCUUUUACAUGAUUUCUCUCAUUCUUCGGGACCAGCCGCAUUUUUGAUUGAAAGUAUUCAAGGAGUUGGUGGAACUGUUCAAUAUCCGAAAGGAUAUUUGGCACGAGCUUAUAAAUCGAUUCAAUCGAGAGGUGGAUUGGCGAUUGCUGAUGAAGUUCAGACUGGUUUUGGUAGACUUGGAUCACACUUUUGGGGAUUCGAAUGUGAGUUCAGGUUACCUUUUGCCGCAAAGAAUCCGUAAUUUUUGAAACCUGCUUUUUUGCAAGAAAAAUCAAAGAUCUACAAAAUUUUCAAACUGAAAUCUGUUUCAGCACAAUCCGCAAUGCCAGAUAUCGUAACAAUGGCAAAAGGAAUCGGAAAUGGUUUUCCACUCGGAGCUGUUGUUACAACCAAAGAAAUCGCCGAUGCUUUCAACAGAUCUCUUUAUUUCAACACUUAUGGUGGAAAUCCACUUGCAUCAGCCGUCGGAAAAGCAGUUCUCGAAGUGAUUGAAGAAGAAAAAUUGCAAGAAAACAGUGCAAAUGUUGGAGAUUAUUUCCUAAAACAAUUGGACAGCCUUUCGGAAUCAGCAAUUGGAGAUGUUCGUGGAAAAGGUUUGAUGAUUGGUGUCGAAUUAAUCGAUGAGCAAGGAAAACCAUUAGCCGCAGCAAAGACAGCAGCCAUAUUUGAGGAUACGAAAAAUAAGGGACUUUUGAUUGGAAAAGGUGGAAUUCAUGGAAAUGUUUUGCGAAUUAAACCACCAAUGUGUAUUACGAAAAAAGAUGUUGAUUUUGCUGUUGAUGUUAUUUCGAAAUCUAUUAAACAAUUCAAAUAA
Caenorhabditis angaria is the source of this 1861-nucleotide messenger RNA. The record is from the annotation of a GenBank genome assembly. NCBI's taxonomy places the organism in Eukaryota, Metazoa, Nematoda, Chromadorea, Rhabditida, Rhabditidae.